Knipowitschia caucasica is the source of this 5481-nucleotide messenger RNA. The record is from the annotation of a GenBank genome assembly. NCBI's taxonomy places the organism in Eukaryota, Metazoa, Chordata, Actinopteri, Gobiiformes, Gobiidae.
AUGAAGCCUGCUAGUUUGGUCCAGCUGCUGGUGCACGCGAGCCAGGGAAAGAGGCUGGUGAUGAACAGUUCCCCUCAUGAGACAGUGGUUCCGCUGGAGGACCCCAUCGUGACGGAGGUGACAUCCACCCUGCAGGAAUGGGCAGUACUAUGGAAGCAGCUCUAUGUGAAACACAAGGUGGACCUGUUCUACAAAGUGCGCCACGUGAUGCUGGAGCUGCUGGACCUCAGGAGGCAGCUGCUGUCGGGGCAUCUGACCCAGGACCAGAGCCGGGAGGUGAAGAGGCACAUCACCGUGAGGCUGGACUGGGGCAACGAGUACCACCUGUCGAGCCGCCACAGCGUACAGCAGAGCACCACACAGAACGACAACUCCAAACAGAAACAUGGAGAGCCGUGCCGUGUCCCUGUACCACACCACCUACUGGUCAACCUGAAGAGCUUCACCUACAACAGCAUCGGAGAAGACACGGACAUAUUCUUCUGUCUGUACGACUGCAGAGAAGCCAAGACCAUCAGUGAGAAGUUCAUGGUGAGACUCAACAAAAAUGGUGGACCAAGAAACCCAGAGAAAGUGGACCGGCUGUGUGCGCUUUUCACGGAUUUGAGCAACAAAGACAUGAAGAGAGAGCUGUACAUUGUGGCACAGGUGAUACGCACAGGUCGCAUGCUGCUGAACGACAGUAAGAAGGGCCCUCCUCACGUCCAGUACCGCCGACCGUACGGCUGCGCGGUCCUCGCCAUGAGCGACGUCUUGCAGACCAUCUCUGAGCUCAAGGAGGAGAAAGACUUUGUGCUCAAGGUCUACACGUGUAACAAUGAGAAUGAAUGGUACCAGAUCCACGAAAACAUCAUCAGAAAGUCCAGCACAAAAUAUACCACCCCCAGCAACAACUAUGGCCUGAUCAUCUCGCUGCAGUUGUUGCGAGGGGACAUAGAGCAGGUGAGAAGAGAAAACCCCCUCAUCUUCAGCAGAGGAGUCGCCAUGACCCGGAAACUGGGCUUCCCUGAUGUCAUCAUGCCGGGUGACGUCCGAAAUGACCUGUACCUGACGCUGGAGCGAGGAGACUUUGAACGAGGAGGAAAGAGCGUCCAGAAGAACAUCGAAGUGACUGUGUACGUGCUCUACGCAGACGGGGAGAUCCUCAAGGACUGCAUCAGUAUGGGCUCAGGAGAGGCUAACGUGCCUGACCACCGCUCCUUCGUCCUGUAUCAUAACAACAGUCCACGCUGGAGCGAGGUCAUCAAACUGCCCAUCCCCAUCGACCGCUUCAGAGGAUCCCAUCUGCGCUUCGAGUUCAGGCAUUGCUCCACUAAAGACAAAGGAGAGAAGAAGCUGUUCGGGUUCUCAUUCACUCCUCUGAUGAGAGAAGACGGGACCACGCUGUCAGACGAAAGCCACGAACUUUAUGUUUACAAGUGCGAUGAAAACACGACUUUCAGUAACCACGCUCUGUACCUGGGCCUGCCCUGCUGCAAGGACGACUUCAACAGCUGCCCCAACAUCCCCUCCAGCCUCAUCUUCCAACGCAACACCAAGGAGAGCUUCUGGAUCUGCACCCAGCUCUCCUCCACCAAGCUCACUCAGAACGUGGACUUGUUGGCCCUGCUCAAGUGGAAAGCCCACCCAGACCGAGUGAUGGACAUCCUGGGACGUUUGCGGCACGUCAGUGGAGAGGAGAUCGUCAAGUUUCUUCAAGACAUUUUGGACACGUUAUUUUCCAUUCUUGACGACAACACAGACAAAUAUGGACCACUGGUGUUUCAGUCUUUGGUCUUCAUCAUCAAUCUUCUCAGGGACAGUAAGUACUAUCACUUCAAGCCUGUGAUGGAUACGUACAUACAGAAGCACUUUGCCGGAGCACUGGCCUACAAGGAGCUGAUCCGCUGUCUAAAGUGGUACAUGGAUCGCUCGGCAGAAGUCGUGAGACAAGACCAUAUACAGGAAGCGAUGAGGGCGCUGGAGUACCUGUUCAAGUUCAUCGUGCAGUCGCGGCUGCUGUACUCGCGGGCCACCUGUGGGAUGGAGGAGGACCAGUUCAGGACCAGUAUCCAGGAGCUGUUCCAGUCCAUCCGCUUUGUGCUGAGCCUGGACAGUCGCAACUCAGAGACCCUCAUUUUCACACAGUCUUGUCCCGGCUCCACCCCGACCCCCGCCCCUUCUCUGGGACCUCCCUUAGCUCUAGCCGCCGCCCUGGGUCAUACGUUCCCCUCUGGCCUCACCCAGGCCCCUGGCAGCGGGCAGGGGACCUGCAGUUUGAGUUCCAGUGCCGUGCGGGCCUCUCCUCUUUCUGCCGCUCUACUCAACUCGUUCCCGGCCAUUUUCGACGAGCUCCUGCAGAUGUUCUCGGUGCAGGAGGUUGCGGAGUUUGUGCGCGGCACGUUGGGAAGCAUGCCCUCCACCGUGCACAUCGGACAGUCCAUGGACGUGGUCAAACUGCAGUCCAUCGCCCGCACUGUGGACAGCAAGCUGUUCUCUUUUCCAGAGUCGCGGAGGAUCCUUCUGCCUGUGGUCCUCCAUCACAUCCACCUGCACCUCCGGCAGCAGAAGGAGCUGCUCAUCUGCUCUGGGAUCCUCAGCUCUAUCUUCUCCAUCAUCAACAACAGUGCACGGGAGACCUCAGUGCAGGAGGAGGUGGAGAUGAUGGUGGAGUCCUUAUUGGACGUCCUCCUCCAAACGCUGCUGUCAAUCAUGAGCAAGAGCCAAUCGCAGGAGGCGGUAAGAGGCCAACGCUGUCCGCAGUGCACCGCGGAGAUCACUGGAGAGUAUGUGUCCUGCCUCCUGUCGCUCCUCCGGCAGAUGACAGACAUCCACUUCCAGCGCAUGAUGGAGAAUUUCCAGAGCAAAGACGAGCUCAAGGAGUUUCUGUUGAAGAUCUUGUGCGUGUUUCGAAAUCUGAUGAAGCUGAGUAUUUUCCCUCGAGACUGGAACGUCAUGCGGCUCCUCACCAGCCACAUCAUCUUGACGACAACACAAUACCUCUCCCCAGCUUUACACAAGAACUUCACGGACGGCGAGUUUGAUUUUAAGGUGUGGAACUCGUACUUCAGCCUGGCCGUGCUCUACAUUAACCAGCCCAGCCUUCAACUGGAUAAUCUCAGUCCCAGCAAGAAGAGGAAAAUAUUAGAAAAAUACGGAGACAUGAGAGUGAUGAUGACCUACAAUUUAUUCAACAUGUGGCAGAACUUGGGAGAAAACAAAAUCCACUUCAUCCCUGGAAUGAUCGGGCCGUUCCUGGGUGUGACCCUGGUGCCGCAGGUGGAGGUGCGGAACAUCAUGAUCCCCAUCUUCCACGACAUGAUGGACUGGGAGCAGCGCAAGAACGGCAACUUCAAACAGGUGGAGGCAGAGCUGAUCGAUAAACUGGACAGUCUGGUGUCGGAGGGGAAAGGAGACGAGAACUACAGGGAGCUCUUCAGUCUGCUAACCCAGCUCUUUGGGCCAUACCCCAGUUUGUUGGAGAAGAUUGAGCAGGAGACAUGGAGAGAAACUGGGAUCUCCUUUGUGACCUCCGUGACCAGGCUGAUGGAGAGGCUUCUGGAUUACAGGGACUGUAUGAAAGGAGACGAAACUGAGAACAAGAAGAUCGGCUGCACGGUGAACCUGCUGAAUUUCUACAAAUCCGAGAUCAACAAAGAGGAAAUGUACAUCCGCUACAUCCACAAGCUCUGUGACAUGCACCUGCAGGCGGAGAACUACACAGAGGCAGCCUUCACUCUGCUGCUGUACUGGGAGCUGCUGCACUGGGACGAGCGGCCCCUCAGGGAGUUCCUGCACUACCCGGCCCAGAGCGAGUGGCACCGCAAAGAGGGCCUGUGCCGCAAAGUCAUCCACUACUUCAACAAGGGGAAGUGUUGGGAGUUCGGGAUACCCUUGUGCAGAGAACUGGCCUUCCAGUACGAAUCUCUGUUCGACUACCAGAGCCUCAGCUGGAUAAGGAAAAUGGAGGCUGCUUAUUACGACAACAUCAUGGAGCAGCAGCGCCUGGAGCCAGAGUUUUUCAGAGUUGGAUUUUAUGGCAGAAAGUUCCCCUUCUUUCUCCGGAACAAGGAGUUUGUGUGCCGUGGCCAUGACUACGAGCGCCUGGAGGCGUUCCAGCAGAGGAUGCUGGGAGAGUUUCCACAGGCCAUCGCCAUGCAGCACCCGAACCAGCCAGACGAGGGCAUCCUACAGUGUGACGCGCAGUACCUGCAGAUCUACGCCGUGACUCCGGUGCCAGAGAACGUGAGCGUGCUGCAGAUGGAGCGAGUGCCCGACCGCAUCAAAAGCUUUUACCGAGUCAACAACGUGCGCCGAUUCCGCUACGACCGGCCCUUUCACAAGGCGCCCAAAGACAAGGACAACGAGUUCAAGAGUCUAUGGAUAGAGAGGACGACCUUAAUCCUCACUCAUCCUCUGCCGGGGAUCUCACGCUGGUUCGAGGUGGACAAGAGAGAACUGGUGGAGGUGAGUCCUCUGGAGAACGCCGUCAGUGUGGUGGAGAACAAGAACCAGGAGCUACGUACUCUGAUCAGUCAGUAUCAGCACAAACAGCUGCAGGGGAACAUCAACCUGCUCAGUAUGACCCUGAACGGAGUCAUCGACGCCGCCGUGAACGGGGGCAUCGCUCGCUACCAAGAGGCUUUCUUUGAUAAAGAGUACAUCACCAGUCACCCUGAAGACACCGACAAGAUCACGCAGCUCAAAGACCUCAUGCAGGACCAGGUGCACAUCCUGGGAGUUGGCUUAGCGGUCCAUGAAAAGUUGGUGCACCCUGAAAUGCGUCCCCUGCACAAGAAGUUGAUCGAUCAGUUCCAAAUGAUGAGGACCAGCUUGUGCCACGUCUUAUCUGCUGCACGACUAUAUUUCAGAUCACGCAGUAGUCUGAUCCAGGGGCCCGGGCUCCCCUUUGGCGUGCUCAGGGGCCCGCUGCCUUUAGACUCCUGCAGUGGCAUAAAAGAGCUUCUGUCCCGCGCAGACCUGCCCCACCGCAGACGCUCAGCCACCAUCAUCACCUCCACAUCACAGGGAUCCAGAGCCAGCAGGAUCACUAUCAACAAUACACUGGAAGUGAGCUUUUCAGGGGCAGCUCCGCUGCCACUCAUUCAGAUGCUUGACGAUGGGAUUACCUGGAGGUUCCUGAACUGUCACACCAAAGGUGUCCCUGAACCUGAGGUGGAGUGGAGAAACAGUGCUGGACAAGUACUCGCAAAACAUGUCCCAAAUGAUACCGAUGGACACUCUCAUGUUGAACUUAAGUUGAAUGUGACGAGGAGCGACACUUACAUUUGUGUGGUGACUCAGUUGGACAUUCACCAUCAAAUCAAUAAUUCAAUUAAAGUGAGGUUUCCAGAGAUUUUUCCUGUCUGGCAGAUCAUUGCUGCAUCCCUGGCAGUUGCCCUGGUUGUUGCUAUUGCAGUCAUCACAGGGUUUGCCGUGCGUAACAAAAACCUCAACGCAAAAAUCAAUGAUAAACAUGGUAGCCGAUGCGACACCCUGUAA